Molecule: messenger RNA, 2506 nt
Organism: Centropristis striata (black sea bass)
Lineage: Eukaryota; Metazoa; Chordata; Actinopteri; Perciformes; Serranidae
Gene: slc6a1l
Product: solute carrier family 6 member 1, like
Exons: 15
Coding region: 298-2094 (598 amino acids)
Biological process (GO): sodium ion transmembrane transport; neurotransmitter transport
Cellular component (GO): plasma membrane
Molecular function (GO): gamma-aminobutyric acid:sodium:chloride symporter activity
Source: RefSeq, a predicted model, not a curated record
GCCUGGAAGCUUUUCACGGUCGAGUCAAAGAUGGUAUUGUUUCCUUUGGAUAUUAAGUUGAAGUUUCAGGACUUUUGUGCUGCCGGUGCGGAGGACUGAAACCAAUGACCUGACGGAGGACUUUUGAAUUCUCUCAGCUUUUCAGCGUCCACACAUCGUCCUCAAUCUGUCGAGUCAACAACCAAACUCAGUGUGAAAGGCUCAGCCGGACAGGAACAGAGACUUGAAUUUGCCACCAUUACAAGCCGUGAGGACUGAGUGACUUACUGACCCCACUGGUCUGUAGUGGUCCCAACCAUGGGGAAGACUGGGCAGAGUACAGUGGACUUAAACUCCCCAAUGGAGGUCAAACAAGCAGUUCCCUUUGAGGAACUGGAUGCUGUGGCGCCCCCUGGAGAUAAAAAUAAUAAGGAAACAGAAGUGCCACCAGACAGGGGAAGCUGGAAGGGAAAGUUUGAUUUCCUGCUGUCAUGUGUGGGAUACGCUAUCGGCCUGGGAAAUGUCUGGAGGUUCCCUUAUCUGUGUGGCAAGAAUGGUGGAGGAGCCUUUCUGAUCCCGUACUUUAUGACCCUGGUGUUUGCUGGGAUUCCUCUCUUCUUCCUGGAAACGUCUCUGGGACAGUUCACCUCAGUGGGAGGUCUGGGAGUGUGGAAGCUCAUCCCUAUGAUGAAAGGUGUCGGUUUAGCUGCAGUGGUUCUGUCCUUCUGGCUCAACAUCUACUAUAUUAUCAUCAUUGCCUGGGCACUCUACUACCUAUUCAACUCCUUUGGUUCGGAGCUGCCUUGGCAAAGCUGUGAUAACCCCUGGAACACAGACAAGUGCUUCUGCAACUACAGUCUGACAGACACCACCAACCUGACCAGUGCUGUCACAGAGUUCUGGGAGCGCAACAUGCACCAGAUGUCCAGUGGUCUGGAGGAGCCAGGAGAGCUUCGCUGGCCCUUGGUGGGCACUCUGGCGUUGGCCUGGAUCCUUGUCUAUUUCUCAAUCUGGAAAGGAGUGGAGUGGACAGGGAAGGUGGUGUAUUUCUCAGCCACCUACCCCUACGUCAUGCUGUUCAUCCUGUUCUUCCGUGGGGUCACUCUGCCCGGAGCCAUAGAUGGGAUCCUCUUCUACAUCACCCCAGAUUUUAAAAAGCUCAUGCGGUCUGAGGUGUGGCUGGAUGCAGCAACUCAGAUCUUCUUCUCCUACGGACUGGGCCUGGGCUCGCUCAUCGCACUGGGCAGCUACAACACUUACAACAACGAUGUUUACAAGGACUCCAUCAUCGUGUGCUGCAUCAACUCCUGCACCAGCAUGUUUGCUGGCUUUGUCAUCUUCUCCAUUGUGGGCUUCAUGUCUCAUAUCACUAAGAAACCUGUCCAGGAAUUAGCAGCAUCAGGCCCAGGUUUGGCGUUUUUAGCUUAUCCUCAGGCUGUCACCCAGCUGCCCAUGUCCUCUCUGUGGGCCAUCCUCUUCUUCUCCAUGCUCAUGAUGCUGGGCCUGGACAGUCAGUUCUGCACAGUGGAAGGCUUCAUCACAGCUCUGAUGGAUGAAUAUCCCCUGACACUGAGGAAGAGGAAGAAGGUCUUCAUCCUCAUUGUCUGCUUCAUCUCCUUCAUCAUCGGCUUCUCCAACAUCACGCAGGGUGGUCUGUACGUGUUCAAGAUGUUUGAUUACUACUCCGCCAGUGGCAUGUGUCUGCUCUUCCUCGUCUUCUUCGAAACCGUUUCCAUAUCCUGGUUUUAUGGAGCUGAAAGGUUUUAUAUGAACAUUGAGGACAUGAUCGGCUAUAGGCCAAGUGGCUGGUGGAAGCUCUGUUGGAAGUUCUUCACUCCGCUGAUCUGCCUGGGGGUGUUUACCUUCAGUGCCAUCGAGAUGACCCCUCUGACGUUGGGGAAGUACGUGUACCCGCUGUGGGGCCAAGUGAUUGGCUGGUUCAUGUCUUUGUCUUCGAUGGUACUGAUCCCGGGCUACGUCAUCUACAUGUUCUGCGUCACCAAGGGCAGCAUUAAACAGCGUUGGCGGAAGAUGACAACCUCCCGGGAGGAAGAAAAGUCAUCGGGGCAUGAAGAAUUUACACGCACAGGGAGCGUGGGCGAAGCUCCUGUCUAGCCAGGAUUGUUCAGGUCUAAAUAAUUCCCCUGUCUGCCAGGACUUACUCUAGUCGACACUGACAUUUGACAAUUGGACAGAUGGAGCCUUGUACAGCAUUCCACUAUGGUGUUUUUCUUCAUCUUAAAAUGUGCCAAAAAAUCUGGCAAAUAAAGGAAGAAGAUGAGAAGGCACGUUUGAUAAAUAUAGAUAGAUUUCCUUUCACAGUGAUCUCUGACCACAAAUGCUAUAGAUCAGCAUUGAACCUGUGUAAAUAUACCGUAUAUAUACCAUUAAUAUAUGACUGUAAAUCUUCAUCCUACUUGAAUGUUUUCUCUGCUACUUAACAGAAUCACUGUCUUUGUCUGUAAGCUUACCACAAAUGUCUUGAAUGUUGUUGUACAGAGGUAUUAAAACAUCUGGUAAAACUUGA